UGGGACGAAAUUCCCACGCAUAUGCUGCGCGCGUGCUAACAGCUUCGGACUGAGCAGGCUGCACCUGUUUUUGUUGAGGUAUGCCAACGGGCACGCCGAAGCUCCGCCCCCUGCACUUGUCCUUUCAUCCCAAUUGGUCCGCUGGGGGUUUAUGCUAAUCAGCACUGAUCCUUUCUGCACCUGACUCGCUUUUACUCUGCUGGAGUAUAUGAAGCCAAGGCAGGCAGGGGAUACCCGCUACUGAUUCAUCCUCUUACCCAUCGGAUCUCAACCGGCAGAUUCUGUGCCUCCUGCUACUUUGGUUCUUUCAGCGGACAGUGAGAGACAACCGAAAAAAAAAAUGCCAAGGUCGUUUCUGGUAAAGAAGCACCUGAGUUACAAAAAGCCAAAUUAUGGAUACCUGGAUGCGCAAAAAAGAGAAACACCAUUUCCAAAGACCUUUGAAAGCUCUCUAAUCGCCCACAUUUCUCAUGCUGAGUUCCCACCAAAUGCUGCCGGCAUUGAAUCCAUGAAUGCCCAGGCGCGGAGCCCACUUCUGUCCACAGGCUUAUCAGUCACAAGCUAUGGCGAAACUGCUGAAAUCAUAAGUGGGCCAAUCAACAUGCAGGUCCAUUAUGCAGACCCAACUAGAGCUGAUCAACCUGCUGACUCUUGGCAGCAUUUCAAAGCAGGCAGUGCUGCUCUCCGAGAUACUCUUAGCAAUCUGAACUGUACUCCUUUCCAAAUCUGCAGAAGUGGGAUGAGCUGUGCUACAGAACCGUUUAAAGAGAACUGUAGUCUCCCAGAGCCCAUCCUACCAUCAGAGCAUAGAGAUCUUGCCAUCAGUGUCCAGGGCAAAUUUCAAUGCUUUGACUGCCAUAAGGCUUAUUACACAUUUUCUGGUCUGGCCAAACACCGACAGCUACAGUGUGAGUGGCAUUGUCGCAAGUAUUUCAACUGUAAGUAUUGUGACAAGGAGUAUGUCAGCCUGGGAGCACUGAAGAUGCACAUCCGCACACACACACUGCCAUGUGUGUGUAAGCUCUGUGGUAAGGCCUUCUCUCGACCCUGGUUAUUGCAAGGACAUAUCCGCACCCACACAGGAGAGAAGCCUUUUGCUUGUCCUCACUGCAGUCGGGCAUUUGCAGAUCGCUCCAACCUGCGAGCACAUUUGCAGACUCACUCUGAUGUGAAGAAGUAUCAAUGUAAGACUUGCGCAAAGACCUUCUCAAGGAUGUCUUUGCUCUCGAAGCAUGAAGAGGCCAGCUGCUGUCCACUGUCCUGAUUCUGUCGCUGCACACCCCAUGUCCUAGGGAGUUGAGCUUUGUCAUGGAAUGCCCCUUCUUCAUGCAUUCUUGGGUCGGCUGGAUGGCAUCAGCUUACCGAGAACAAGAAUCCAAUCAGCUUUUGAAAAUGGCUGCAAUCUGAUGAGAAGAGAGUUGAAAUAAAGUGGUGAGCAUUUUAAAGGAAUAUAUUUGCUUUCACUAGACUUGCAUUCCUAGCACAUGUUACAAUUGUUUUUUUGUGUGUAGAGGCAGAUUUCUUUUUUGUAAUUCUGAAGCAAACAUUCAUUUCUAGAGGAACUGCAAUUUACUAGCUAUGCCAGGCUUGUUGUUUAAGGCAAAUCUUGACAUCCUAGAUGUUAAUCAAUGGAACGAUUCUCCAUGCAGUGUCCAAACAUUUCCUGAAAAGGACAAAUGCUGAUAUUAUCUCCAGCUCAUCUUCAGUGGUGAAAAUUGACACGUUUAGACUUGGAAAAAGAGAAGUAUUUUCUAGUGUCAUUUAAUUUUCUACAUAAAAAUGAAGAUGCAUAACAACCCAAGAUCACAAAGGAUGGCAAUAUCAAGUAUUUAAACAUGAACGUUAAUUUCCCUAAAUUUGUGUAGUACUGUUUACAAAUGCCUAUGUUAAUGACCGAUCUAUGACUGAAGCUACUCAAAAUGGAUUUGGUUACAACAUUGAUUUUAUUUGCACUACAAAGAGUUUCCUCAGUGUGUGUUGUGCCACAGAUAUUAAACCAAAUGUAUCCUUAUUAAACAGUUUUGCACUGCUUGACCAAUGAAUGUACUUCAAGCACUGACUUUUGUGAUUUGCUUUUAUAAAAGGCAAAUUUACUUUGGGAUUCUAAAAUUAAAUGUAUGGGCAAAGUCAAAUAUUUAAUGGUUAUUAUACUACAAGUGCUAUUACACCAUAUAUUGUAAAACAUUCAUGUAUAUAUGAUAUGUAGGUAUCCAUAUCUGAGUGUAUUUUGUCUAACUCGGUUUACUCAUUACAUAGUUAACUAGCAUCUGGCAAGGCAGAAAUCAACACUGGAUGAGCCAAUGGUUCAUCACGGAGCACAUGCAUGCCAACUCCCAAACUCCCUCAUAUUGUCACUAAACUAACCUAAACAUGCAUGAAUAAAGCUGAAGCACAUGGAAACAUCUGCAAACACUACACAUUGAGUGACCAGGGCUAGAACUGAGCUUUGGUCACUGGAGAUGUUAAGCAGCAGAACUAAUCACUUUGCCAUACAAUAAAUACACUUUGAUCAACUUCUGCUCUAAACUGUCUCAGUUUCUGCUCUGCACACAUACCCGCUGCUUACCAUGACCCUAACAAUGAGAAAAAGUAUUUUUAAAAUGUAUGUGAUAUAAUAUAUGACAUAUAUUCAUUUUUAAACUUGUUUAUUUUUUUAUUUAAGAGUCCUAGGGAGCUGUUGCUUGUCCAAGCAGCUCUGAGUGCAAAGUUGAAACCAACCUACUCAAGUGCAUACUGACACCUAAACAAUUUUAAGAAGUCUAUUUAUUUAACAUACGCAUAUUUGGAUUUAGAAAGAAUUCAGGGUGCACACAGGUAUAGGAUGAAUGAACAAAUUCCUCAAAGACAGCUAUUCAUCUAUCUAUUUUAUAACCUGCUUAUCCAAUUCAGGAUCUUGGGGCCCACAUACCUGACUAUAUAUUAAACUGGACCAUAUUUUAAAUUUGUUAUAAUAAAGAAAAAGUAGAACAGAAUGAAAAGCCUUAUUUACUGAAAAGAACUGCCUCUUUCUCAAAAUCAAAUUUAUCAUUCUAUAUUAAAAAUAAGGAGUUAUGACAAUAUUCCACAGCAAUGGGACACUCACAGCAACAAUCAUUUAUAUGGUGCCUCUGCUACUCCCUUGCAAUGCUGAGUUUUGUCAAGUGAAACCACAUUUAAACAAUCUGUUUAUAAUAAUGCCUCUGUUUGAGUGCCUGUGCUUAAAUGGUAUGAUCUGGAUGUUUACUGUAAGCCUUUCUGCUCAAGCGGCAAAGUGGAAGAGGACUAACAAGAGCUUUUUCUUUUUCCUAAUUUUCUUUUGUAAAAGUUCGUACAACAGAAGCCCAUAAUCCAUUUCCCAGUGGUUUAAUCCAGCUUGGGGUCACAGGGGUUGGAGCCUAUCUUGGUAGCAAGGCAGAAGUCCUCUCUGGGCAGGGUGCUAGCCCAUCAUGGAACACAUUCUCUCUCUUACACAUGAUCCAAAUUCACUCGCACCUUGUCAACGCCACCAGUCAAACUAACCUGCAUGUCAUUAGAUUGUGGGAAAGAAAAUGAAGUGCCCGGAGACAACAAGAAACUCUAAGAAACAAAUAGGUCACAAUUAAUGUCUAUGUGCCACUAUAACAUUACAUUUAUUGGAUUUCAUAUGUCGAGGAAUUAUCAUUGACUGGUCAAACAAAUAUAAUUAAGCAUUAAACGUAUUUCAUUUUCUAUACUAACUGCAUUUUUACAAACUGGAUCUUUGUUUCUGUUUUUGCCAUAAAUGAGCUUACAAUGUUGUGAGCAGUCAAGAAGCUGAAACAGUUAUAGGGGUCUCAUGUAACAGUGUUGUACACUACAAUAUAAAUAAAAGAUAUUUGGCCAAUUGAUCAAAAAUGGACACAAUACAUUAUUUACUUUAAAAAAUCUCUGUCAAAAAAUGAAAUGAAGUGCGUGAAUGUUUGAAAAUGGGUAGUGUGAUUUGCCAGUGUAAAAAAAAAAAAAAAAAAACAUU
Molecule: messenger RNA, 3970 nt
Organism: Erpetoichthys calabaricus (reedfish)
Lineage: Eukaryota; Metazoa; Chordata; Cladistia; Polypteriformes; Polypteridae
Gene: snai3
Product: snail family zinc finger 3
Exons: 3
Coding region: 341-1264 (307 amino acids)
Biological process (GO): regulation of DNA-templated transcription
Molecular function (GO): RNA polymerase II cis-regulatory region sequence-specific DNA binding; DNA-binding transcription factor activity, RNA polymerase II-specific
Source: RefSeq, a predicted model, not a curated record